This is a messenger RNA of Macaca mulatta (Rhesus monkey), 992 nucleotides long. The record is from RefSeq and is a predicted model, not a curated record. Lineage: Eukaryota; Metazoa; Chordata; Mammalia; Primates; Cercopithecidae.
UCAAAAGACGGUAUUUUGGGCGCUAGGCUUCCUUCUGCAACAGGCAUGGGACUCGCUCUUGCUCGCUCUCUUUCUGCCGCCAUCUUGAUUCCCCAUUCCCUCCACAAAAUGCCCGGCGAAGCCACAGAAACCGUCCCCGGUAUAGAGCAGGAGUUGCUGCAGCCCCAGGCUGAGACAGGGUCUGGAACAGAAUCUGACGGUAAUGAGUCAGUACCAGAGCUUGAAGAACAGGAUUCCACCCAGGUAACCACACAACAAGCCCAGCUGGCGGUAGCAGCUGAAAUUAAUGAAGAACUAGUCAGUAAAGCAAAACAGAGGCGGAGUGAAAAGAAGGCACGGGAAGCUGUGUUCAAACUGGGUCUUUGACAGGUGACAGGAGUUACUAGAGUCACUAUCCGGAAAUCUAAGAAUAUCUUCUCUGUCAUCACAAAACCAGAUGUCUACAAGAACCCUGCUUUGGAUACCUGCAUAGCUUUUGGGGAAGCCAAGAUCAAAGAUUUAUCUCAGCAAGCACAACUAGCAGUUGCUGAGAAAUUCAAAGUUCAAGGUGAAGCUAUCUCAAACAUUCAGGAAAACACACAGACUCCAACUGUACAAGAGGAGAGUGACGAGGAAGAGGUCGAUGAAACAGGCGUGGAAAUUAAGGACAUAGAAUUGGUCAUGUCACAAGCAAAUGUGUCUAGAGCAAAGGCAGUCGGAGCCCUGAAGAACAGUAAUGAUAUUGUAAAUGCUAUUAUGGAAUUAACAAUAUAACCAUCUGAAAGCAACUUUUUUCGGUGUCUCAAAGGAGUAACUGCAGCUUGGUUUGAAAUUUGUACUGUUUCUAUCAUAAAUAAAGCUGUGGCUUCCUGUUGGAUGAAAAAAAAAAAAAAGACAGUAUUUUGCCAAAUUAAACAGAAAAGGGAGUUCAGUGGAAGAUGGCUCUGAUUUCAGGGUAAUAAUAAUGGUAGGUAACAAUUAAAUGGCAUUUAAAAAAUUGCUGAAUGCUUGCU